Messenger RNA from Drosophila teissieri, 3070 nucleotides. It is a transcript of the gene Eaf, whose product is annotated as ell-associated factor Eaf. NCBI's taxonomy places the organism in Eukaryota, Metazoa, Arthropoda, Insecta, Diptera, Drosophilidae. Gene Ontology annotation, cellular component: super elongation complex. The record is from RefSeq and is a predicted model, not a curated record. Gene Ontology annotation, molecular function: transcription elongation factor activity. Bases 1408 to 2901 code for a protein of 497 amino acids. Gene Ontology annotation, biological process: regulation of transcription elongation by RNA polymerase II; positive regulation of DNA-templated transcription. The transcript has 7 exons.
CACUGAAUCGUAAAAAAGUAAAAAGAGAAGCAACAGCGUGAGGUGUAAAUAAUGUAAGACAAUGCAAUAUUGUAAAAACAAUCAGCAAUUGGAAUCAGUGUGCUCGAAUCAAGUUCGAUUGGAGCGGCGGAAAAGUGAUUGGCAGUUCGCAGUCCGCAACGCAGUUGUGGAAAACCCAGCACACCCACACACAGCCAGAGUGCACACACAUAUUAACUGAUGAUUUUCGUCUACGUUUCAAUUCGAUUUUCGGAAAUUUCACCUUCGCGUUGCUGUUUUUCGGCUAUUUCAAACUUGUUUUCAGAUGUGCGCGCCCCGCCCCCCAACUCCCGCCCCUUUCGUUCCGCUGGCAAGCCGCUCACUUUUUAACUUGCUUACGUAUUACGUUCGCGAGCCAAUUCGCAGUGUAAACCGUACAUUACAAACGCAAAAUCUCGCAUAAUUCCACGCACAUUACUAGUCCGCCGGCCUCCAGUUUCCCCGCUAUCUCCUGAAUUUGUCGUAUUGAAAUCGUGUGACGCCAAAGAGCAAUACGGAUCGGUGGAAAGUCGUGAAAAGUGCAGGGAAACCCAACCAAAUGUGUGUCAAAGAGGAGCAGCAGCAGGUGUAAAUGUAGUGUUCUAAAGCGCUGCAAUCCUGUGCGUGUGUGUGUGUCGCAAACAUAUGGCAGCAAAUAAAUAUUAAUCGCACUUGAUAUUUUCGCCAUACUCCGCAGAUUGCAGACGUAUGCUAACGCCAAGCAAAAGUGACUAAGUAGUAGUAGGGUCUGCAAAGUGUGCCAAGCAAUCCAACCCAGAACCAUUUCCAAUGACAAAUGUAACAACCGAAACACACCAGCCGCCCUGAGGAAGCAGAAGAAAGUUUUCCGACCCACCACCACCCCCCGAUUUUGUAUCGUUUCGUUUUCGUUUACUUUUUAACCCUCCGCUCGAGAACGUGGUUUCUUUUGCGACGUGCAAUACUCUGUGGCAGAAGUCUUGCAUCGUUCCAAAAGAGAGCAGCACGUGGAGCGACGAGCACGGCCGUACAAUACCCAAAUCUUUGGCCACCAAGCUGCAGCGUCUUAAGGCCAAGGCGUCUGCGAGCCAGCACUACGGCGGCACCUAUCGCAAGCCCUCGUCCGCAGCGUCAGCGUCCAUCGGCAGCCACAGCGAGUGCAGCGACAGGAGCGUAUCCGCUGCGUUCCACGGCGGGUACAGCCAUCAACGCGGUGGCGCCGCCGAGGAGCCCCACUUUGCUCUGGCGGAUGUGGCCGAGAAGUCAUAUCAAAGCAGCAGCAGCAACCACAACAACAAUUAUCAAAAGUCAAACCACACCAGUGCCAAUUACAACCACGCCAACUAUAUCAACCACCCACAAAGCGCCACCACCAACCUGCCUUAUCAGCCCAACAGCAAUACCAGCCCGAUGAUAAUGACCAAACAGAAGAAUUCGCUGGCCGAGCGCCUCAACAUCGGCGAGGAGGUGCGGGAACUGAAGCUGGGAGCAACCUUCAACCCGAAGAACACCUCGACCGCCUUUCACACUAUCAAAUAUGACUUCAAGCCAGCGAGCGUGGACACCAGCCGCAUGGCAUCUGUGGACGUCGGCUCCAACAAUCAAGUUACUGUUACCGUGCCAAAUUCAGAAAGUUCCGGAGUGCCUCAUACAGUUUAUAAGGGUAAUCAGAGAGAGUAUGCAAAGGAGUGUUUGAUGAUCUACGACAAGGAGACGGGCGCCAUCACAAUAGAAAAGCUAAAUCACAAUAUUCAAGUAAAGAAGACCAGGAACGAAGUCACCAGCAAGUCAGUUCAGCUGCCUGGUCACCAUGCUUCCGUGAAUAUGGGCCAGGGUCAGCUCCACAGUCAUGCUACGAACGGGACGGGACCAGGACCAAUUUCAGCACCUGGGCACGGCUCCGGAACGGCACCCAAAAUGGAGAACAGCACCAUGCGAAUCUCAACCAAGACGAAGGUUUCUACCGGCAGCCGCAGAAAUAAUAUUAUUGACUUCAAGCCGCGCAAUUCGCCAAUGCAACAGAGCUCACCAUCGCGUCCAGUGCCAGUCCACCGCAGCCCCCAAUCUGCGCCGGCUUGGGAUGCAAACAAUGCACAGCAGACUUUGCCCAGCAUUCCCUUGAUCACCGAUGACGAUGACUUUGGGUUGAGGGCGGCCCUACACAACAGCGGCCAUGCGAAUACUUCAGGCUCAUCAACUGGCUCCGCAACAGGUCAAACGGAUCUCGGAUCUAUUUCCUCGUCCUCUCACAUUGGCAAGCAGCGGCAGGCUCCCCCGCACGGCCACGGAAAGCGUCAGCAGAUGCACCAGCGCCAAAGCCCACCAAUGGCUCAGCAGCAACAGCCAUCGAUCUACGGGCGUGGAUACAAUGGCGGUCACAGCCACGCACAACAACAGCGGCAACGGAACUCGCCGCAGCAGCAGCGUCCUCCUGCUUAUGGCCACGGCAGUAGCAUGACCAUGGACUUAGACCCGACCAGGGAGCAUGAACUGACCUCGCAGUCCGUGGCGCAAGCGGCUGCCGCCUUGGAACAGCAAAUUGGGGGUGCUCUGAGUGCAUCGAGCUCCAGUUCGGAGUCGGAUUCCAGCGACAGUGACAGUGGCAGCGAUUCGGAUGACAGCACUGAGGAUGAUCGCCCCAUGGAGGCCCAGCAGCCAGUGUAUCAGAAUCACAACCACCAACAACAGCAGAUGGCGCAGCAACAUCUUAAUCAGCUGCCCAACCUGGGCCUUGGCUCCAUAUCACCAGCAUAUGGAAGCAAUCAUCAACAGCAGAUGGUGCCCCAUCAACAGCAGCAGAAGCAACAGUCCGGCAUUUAUGCAUCCAAUGGUGGCUUUCCAAACGAUUUGCUACAAAAUGAUCUGCAGUUGUCGUCAAAUUCGUCCGACGAUGACGAUGAGUAGCUAUUUGAAGUUUGAUCUUAUUUGCCUUCUUUUGACUAAACCAACGACAACAAGAGCAACAACAAUUAUUGAUAUUCUGUCUAUAUGCGUGUAAUUUGUAAUUACUGAGAAGUGAUUUUACUUGCUAGUGAAAUUUUUUUAAAUAAAUUCUUAGUUCUAUACCACAAUA